UAUAUGUCUUGUACUGGCGACUCCAUUUUGUUACAGAGCAGUCGUCGUACAGGAGGAAGAGGUUCGCUGUUACCAGUGGAAAGAAAGGAUAUCCAACAUGUCUGACGAAGGGAAGCUGUUUGUCGGCGGGCUCAGUUUUGACACCAAUGAGGAGUCUUUGGAAGAAGCUUUCUCCAAAUACGGCACCAUUACUAAAAUUGAUGUGAUCAGGGACCGAGAGACACAGAGGUCUCGUGGAUUUGGCUUCGUGACGUUUGAAAACCCCGAAGAUGCAAAGGAUGCAAUGGAGGGGAUGAAUGGAAAGUCUGUUGACGGAAGGACAAUCCGCGUGGAUGAAGCCGGCAAGGGUGGUGGUCGCUCCGGAGGUGGAUACAGAGGCGGGGCCUCUGGAGGCCGAGGAGGUGGAUUUUUCCGUGGGGGCAGGGGGAGAGGUGGGCGUGGUUAUUCACGAGGUGGUGGUUAUGGUGGUGGAGAUAGAGGCUAUGGAGACAGGAGCUAUGGAGGAGACCGAGGGUAUGGUGGUGGAGACAGGAGCUACGGAGGUGGAUAUUCCAACCGGAGUGGGGGUGGAUAUUCUUCCGGAGGUGGUGGAGGCUAUUACAACAGAGAUAACAGGGGCCAGUCUGGAUAUGGAGAUCGCUCUGGUGGGUCUUACAGGGACAGUUACGACAGCUACGCUACUCACGAGUAAAAAUUCUUCACGAUUCAAGAUCCUCUCUUCGCUGGCUGUAUAUAAAAAGAUGCACUCUUCGAAGAUUUUUUUUUUUAUUUUUGUGUUCUGUGUGACAUGAUUGUAGUCCUUAUUCUGUGAUGAAACGAGCAUCUUUUCCUUUUAAAAAAAGCUUUGUUUGUGGUGUAGUAGUAGUUGAUGCUUCACUGAGGAUUUAUAUCCCAACUGAAGUGCCAGCAAUUCCUUUUGUAGCAUAUCAUUUGGGAUUGAUUAAAAGAUGUGAUGCUCCAAAGAGCUUUGUGUACCUUUUUAGGGCAAUGCUCAAAGUAGUUUGGGACGGCCAAUCUCUGUUAUGACCAUUUGGGCUAUGGGGUGUGACCUACUUCACUGUUUAUUCACAUGAAUUUUAAACGUAUCCUGACCUAGUCCAGCCUAACGGCUUCUGGCUUUUUUUUCUCCUCCAAGUAGCCUCGGCUAUCUAAAAGCACGUCUAGAUGCUUUGGUUCAGAUUUUUCUUCACCGAGCAAAAUCUCAAUAGAAGCUCGCCAAGCUGUGAUUUGCGCCCCUGGUUUUCUCCGCGUGAGAGCACCAGUAUUCCAGUUCAAGGUCAUGAUCUGUAUCCGAAGGUCUUGAUCUAUAGUCGAUUUAAUCUGUAGAUAUUUCAUAUCCAAAAAGUGAAUUCCUUUCAGACUGGUGAGGCUGAAACCCAGGACUUGGCCAGCUGCUCAUGAGGUGCUGGUGUCAGCAAGCUGCUGUUUGCCAGAGGUAUCCUGCUCUUUUGCAACAUUUGGCAUUUUUUUAUUUUGGUUUUUUUCCUUUAUGUGCUCUGCUGUCAUGGACUCUGAACUCAAAUAUUCAAACUUCAGAAAAAUGUUAACCAGUACUGUUCCAACUGGGAAAAGAAUUGUGCUCUUUUGUUCUGUGUAUCAACCACAUUGAAGAAAGUUCCUUUUUGUAAAAUUCCGGCUUCAUGAAGCCUAUUAAACGAUUCGUUGAAAA
Brienomyrus brachyistius is the source of this 1669-nucleotide messenger RNA. Its product is annotated as cold-inducible RNA-binding protein B-like. NCBI's taxonomy places the organism in Eukaryota, Metazoa, Chordata, Actinopteri, Osteoglossiformes, Mormyridae. Gene Ontology annotation, cellular component: spliceosomal complex. The coding region runs from base 98 to 691 and encodes 197 amino acids. Gene Ontology annotation, biological process: positive regulation of mRNA splicing, via spliceosome. Gene Ontology annotation, molecular function: RNA binding. The transcript has 7 exons. The record is from RefSeq and is a predicted model, not a curated record.